Messenger RNA from Pseudoliparis swirei, 951 nucleotides. RefSeq lists its product as uncharacterized. Lineage: Eukaryota; Metazoa; Chordata; Actinopteri; Perciformes; Liparidae. Bases 1 to 951 code for a protein of 316 amino acids. The transcript is spliced from 4 exons. The record is from RefSeq and is a predicted model, not a curated record.
AUGACCCACUAUAUCCACUGCUAUGCCCAUCAGCUCAAUCUCAUAAUGCAACAGGCCACCUCUCACAUAGUCAAAGUCAAAAACUUUUUUUCCGACCUUGGUGGAUUUGCUGCGUUCUUUUCAAGAUCUUCCAAGCGGACCGCUGUCCUUGAUGAAACAGUGGCCCAUCGUCUACCGACAGCCAGCAACGUGAGGUGGAACUUUCGCAGCCGUGCCGUCAAUACUGUGUUUGAGUUUGAGCAUAAAGAUGACCUCAUUGAAUGCUUUGGAAGAAUUCGAGCAUCAGGUAGCUUUGAUGACAUGACCAGCCAAGAAGCAGGGGGCCACAUCAGGCUACUGGAGGAUCCUGAUUUCAACUUCUUCCUUCAACUGUUCCAUCGGAUAAUGCCACACGUGGACAUCCUCUAUGCCAAGCUCCAGAAGAGAAACAUAGAUUCAGUCCAUAUAAAUACAUGCAUCCAGCAGUUCCAAGAGAACAUACAAAAAAUCAGAGAUUCAAUCGAUGCAAUGGUGGUGGAGCAACGCAGUGGCUCUGAGCAGCCGAGGAAGCGCCGGGCUAUGAAGGAAGAUGAGCUUGGAAGGAUCGCUGCAGAGGUUUGUGACACCAUACUUGGACACACCAGGGAACGCUUUGCCUUCAAAGACCACCUCAUCAGUGCCACCUUACUGCAGAGCUGCCAGUUUGAAUGCUACGUCAAUGUAUUCCCUGAAGUUGCUCUGGCCACCACAUUGAAGGCCUAUCCAAUGCUCAACGGAAGAAAGCUGAAGACAGAGCUUAGCCUCAUCUAUGGCACAGAGGAAUUUCGAUCCUGUUGUGGUGCUGUGGAUCUUUUCCAGUUGUUCAUGGAAAAUUAUCUUUCGGAGACUGCAUCACUUGCUCUGAGCGUAUCGCUGAGGGUGGCUGCGUCGGUGUCGGAUGCAGAGGAGCACCGACUGCGCUGUGCUACUUGA